Messenger RNA from Austrofundulus limnaeus, 459 nucleotides. RefSeq names its product collagenase 3. Gene Ontology annotation, molecular function: metalloendopeptidase activity. Gene Ontology annotation, biological process: extracellular matrix organization; collagen catabolic process. The record is from RefSeq and is a predicted model, not a curated record. NCBI's taxonomy places the organism in Eukaryota, Metazoa, Chordata, Actinopteri, Cyprinodontiformes, Rivulidae.
GACCAGGACCAAGCCGAAUCAAAGGCCCGGCCACCAGUGGAACUCAGCCUCCGGCUGCAGCUGAUAUUUGUGACUCCAACAUGGACUUUGAUGCAGUCACCACCUGGCAGGGACAGAAGCUUUUCUUUCAGAACAGCUCUGUGUGGCAGUUUGACCCCCAGAGUCGAACUCUUCAGAAACGUCUCAUCACAGACAUCUGGCCCGGAGCUCCAGGCAGCGUUGAUGCUGCUGUUGAGAAGCUGAACGGCACCCUCCUUCUCUUUAAAGACCAUCAGGUGUGGGCCUUUUCUGGCUCUAACCUUGUCCAAGGCUAUCCAAAAGAUCUGUCCUCACUCUGCUGCAGCUUUUUGACCAAAGCUGAUGCAGCGAUGUACGACAGGCAAACUAACAGAGUUACUUUGUUUCAGGACAAGGCUUUGUGCAGUUUUUCUGAGCCGUAUAGUCGGCCGUUAUAUAAAA